Molecule: messenger RNA, 816 nt
Organism: Mytilus trossulus (common blue mussel)
Lineage: Eukaryota; Metazoa; Mollusca; Bivalvia; Mytilida; Mytilidae
Product: KIN17-like protein
Exons: 1
Coding region: 1-816 (271 amino acids)
Source: RefSeq, a predicted model, not a curated record
AUGUGUUUUGCUCGUAUACCGUCAUUGAAAGCAAAAGAACAACAAACAACAAUAAAGAAAACAAAAGUGAAAAGUAAAAGAAGAACAGAACGGGACAGAUCAAGAUGGAUUCAACAUAUGGAAAGAAAACAACCAAUGUUCGAAUUACCAUUUUCUAAUAUCAGAAAUGCAGCCUUCGUAAAUGUUUUAGAAACAAAUCAUUCAGUUAAAGUGGAAUUAAAAAGAGUAAAAGAAAAAUUAAAGGAGAAAAAUAUCAACGGUGAAAAAUUUAAGGAUCAACAUAAAAUGAAAGAUGAGGAAAUAAGCAACCUAAAAGAACAAUUGCAUACAAUGUGGGAAAGAGCACAACUGUAUGUUAAACAAAAUGAGGAAUUUCGCGAAGAAUUGGAUAAAUUUAAAUCAACACCAGAAAAUCUAAAUAUACAGGAUUUAUAUUGGCAAAAUGAUUUAUUAAGGAGUGAAAACUUAAGGAUAAAAACAGUGAAUAAUAAUUUAAUGAAACAACAACAUUUAGAAAACAAUGAAAUAGUUAAAAACCAUCCAUUAUACAUCAAUCUUCAACUAGAUAAUGAUCAAUUACAAAAAACAUUAGACUUAUUUAAAGAAUCAACAAUGGGUAGAAAAGAAGAAAGAGAAAAAUAUGAAAUAAAGAUAGUACAGCUUGAAAUGCAGAUAAGACAAUUUCAAAACUUUCAACAACAAAACCAUCAACAACAGCAACAGCAGAUGUGGCAUGAACCACCAAAUGUUUACAACCAAAGACAAUCGUUUAAUUCAAAUAACAACAGUAGGAACAAUAGAGGACGAUUUAUUUAA